Messenger RNA from Selaginella moellendorffii, 848 nucleotides. RefSeq names its product transmembrane protein 136. The record is from RefSeq and is a predicted model, not a curated record. Gene Ontology annotation, cellular component: membrane. The transcript has 5 exons. Lineage: Eukaryota; Viridiplantae; Streptophyta; Lycopodiopsida; Selaginellales; Selaginellaceae. Bases 30 to 716 code for a protein of 228 amino acids.
UCUGUUUUAGGGUUUUCCGAGCGGUGGCGAUGGCGACUGCGAUAACGGGGACGACGAUGGAAUUGGCUGUGGGGGUGGCCCUGUGGAGCUCGCUCUUUACCGCAGUGCGCUUCAUCCUCUUCCCAAGCAGAUCUCACGAUUUCUCCAACCGCAUUGUCUCCCUCGUCCACGCCUUCGUCGCGCUUGCGCUGUGCACGCUCUCGCUCCACGACUGGCGGCACCCCUUCCAGCCCCUCGCCUCGCCCGCCUCCCCAGCGCAGGUCAGAGCAAUCACCGUGAGCCUCGCCUACUUCAUCUACGAUUUCUUCUGCUGUCUCCUCGAGGUCCCUUUCGAUGCCGCCACCGCUCUUCAUCAUCUGGUUAGCAUCAUGGGCCUGUGCUAUGGAUUUCUCUACAAAGUGUCUGGAACUGAGCUUGUGGGCUGCCUGUGGCUCAUGGAGAUGUCCAAUCCAUGCAUGCAUGCACGGGAGAUUCUCAAGGAGCUGGGCGUCAAAGAUCGACCACUCAACUUGUGGAACGACCUCUCAUUUGCGAUCACUUUCACCAUCGCUAGGAUGGGCUUCGGACCGUACCUCACUUUCAUCACCUUGAGAGCCAACAAUCCACUGACUGUCAAGUUGGGAGCUUCCGGGAUUCAAAUCGUUAGCGUCUUUUGGUUCUACAAGAUCGCCAGGCUCAUCCGCUACAAGCUAAAGAAACAAGUCAAGUCCAGCUGAUCGAAAACGCGGGUACCUUGUUUUGUUUUUACUUCCUUAUUGGUGCUCCAUAACACGAGCGUCGCAACUUCGAGCUUGUUGGAGCGAUCAAAGCUUUUUGUUGGCAAUGAGAAUUCCAUCGAUGUCCGAGUA